This is a messenger RNA of Salvia miltiorrhiza (redroot sage), 2034 nucleotides long. RefSeq lists its product as uncharacterized. Bases 74 to 1888 code for a protein of 604 amino acids. The transcript has 6 exons. NCBI's taxonomy places the organism in Eukaryota, Viridiplantae, Streptophyta, Magnoliopsida, Lamiales, Lamiaceae. The record is from RefSeq and is a predicted model, not a curated record.
AAUUUCGUAGUGAAAUAUGCAUCCCAAGCCCAUGCCCAAUUGAUUAGAGUGACACGAAAAAGAAUACUAGUAUAUGACUGCGUUAGGGUUUCAAUCUAUUUCUUGUUCUACAUCUGUUCUGUCCACUACGAACACGAUGAGUAAUUCCGAGCAGAAACGGUUUAAUGCGAAAUUUCACCUUGGCAAGUCCGGUAUGUAUCAUUUAUCUGCUUUUUCUCCGCCAGAUUUUUCUGAAAUCCCUGAAGAUAGUUUCGACCUUCCUUUUUUGAAUCCAUGGCAGCCAGCUUUUGGUAACAGUUGUAGGGGUUUGUUGGUUAUGGGCGAUGCUUUUGGCCAUAUUUUUCUUUGCAACCCCACAACCAAACAGUUUCAAUUUAUUCCUCCCACAGAAGAUAUAACUUAUUUUAGCAUCCAGCAGUUGUCUCUCGGCUAUGAUUCUAAAUCUGGUGAUUACAAACUCUUAAGAGUUACGAUACGAAUGCGGGAACCUGAUAGAACAAAUAGAACAAAAACUGAGUUGUAUUCAGUAAAAAAUGAUUCUUGGAAGACGAUUCCGAAUUGUGAUUGUUUUCUAUAUGGCCGCGGUGAGUAUGUUGACGAUAGGUGUUAUUGGCUGGAUUUAUAUGGAAGCAAAGUCAUAUCGUUCGAUUUUAGCGAGGAAAGCUUCUCUUACUUGCCUGUACCACGUGAGCCACCAGAGCCAGAGGAUCGUCUUGAUAAAUUUCUGCUAUUUAAGUUAGAUAAUGAAGAUUCGGUAGGGCUUAUUUUAGUUUGGCCACGGAGCGGAGGUAUCUAUAGUUGCGGUAAACGUAUUGGCGGUGAUUAUUAUCAGUUUUGGGUAUGGAGAGAUGGGUCUUGGUGCUUGCAUAAAAAUGUCGUUCUUAGUGGUUGUUAUGAUUUAUCAGAUAUGAUAGAUGGUCGAUUCAUGUUUCUUGAAGGACCAAGUAGCCAAUCGCUUAUACCCUAUGAAUGUCAUCAAGUAGUUUACGAUUGGAAUGGGAAAGAGUGUAUGUAUUUGGGUUUGAUUGAGCGUAGGAAUAAUAUCAUUUUCUUUUCUUAUGUUCAGAGCACCUUUGCGCUGCCCCAUGGAAAGCCAAUCAAUGGAUCCCGUUAUCUUAAUCAUAUUCAGACUGACUCCGAGCCUAUACUCAAAUGGGCGAAUGAUGGUUAUGAUUCUGAUCUUGAUCUUGGUCUUGAUGACGACAACUUGAACCUCAUUGAUUCGUUUGCUAACGGAUUCCGUGUCUUUGAUGAUACAGAGGAGGCAGUGGAGGUAUUGGAGGAGGAUGAGGAUGAGGAGAUGGAUCCCAACACUGAGGAGUUAGUUGCAAAUUGGCAAAAAAAUCAUUCACGCUAUGUUGUUGGAAUUAGUCAUGGUACAAAAGCACCUGGGGCACCAUUUGCUGAAUGUGGUUCUCUCCCAUUACGUGGAAUGUGUUGUUCAGUUUCAACGGAAAACAAUUUAAAAUUUCUAACCGGCUAUGGCUUGCAGCUACCCGGCAUUGACUGCAGCUUCGCCAAGAAUAAUAGGCACAUAGAAGGCAGCAAGCUUAGCCAGCCAUGGUUGGCCCAUACCCUGCUCUCGCUUGGCUGUUGUGUGAGGGGCAGAGGGCCCCUUGGCUGGAUUGGGCAGAUAGGAGGCAGCAACCUUAGCCCGCCCUUGCUUGGCUGUCGCAAGAAUAAUAUGCCCUUAGAAGGCAGCAAGCUUAGCCAGCCAUGGUUGUGCCAUAGUCUGCUCUCGCUUGGCUGUUCUGUGAGGGGCAGAGGGCCCGUUGGCUGGAUUGGGCGUAUAGGAAUAGGAGGCAGCAACCUUAGCCAGCUGUGGUUGGCCCCUAGCCUGCCCUUGCUUGGCUGUCGCAUGAAGGGCAGUCUGCGGAUUUUCUAUUGAAUGUUAUUUUGGGGCUCUCUUGGCACGCCUGCAUUAUCAUCUGUCAUUACGCUCUUUCUCACUGGCUCUACACAAAAAACAAUAGAGAAGCACUUGGUUUGUAAGAAUUGCUUUAUCAAAUUUAUCUUGGAGAAUGUUUUGUGCUU